AAACUAAGAAAUAGUCCACCUGAUUUCACGUAACCAUGUGUGGCAUUUGUUGUUCUGUCAGCUUUUCUAUUGAACAUUUCGGCGAAGAUUUGAAAGAGGACUUGCUGUGUCACCUUAGACGACGGGGACCCGAUAGCAGUGGACAGUUGUUGAAGUCGAAUGCGAACUACCAGUGUUUAUUUUCGGGGCACGUCCUUCACCUAAGAGGGGUGUUGACUGCCCAGCCGCUGGAAGGGGAGAGGGGCGACGUGCUCCUGUGGAACGGAGAAGUCUUCGGUGGAGUGCAGGUGGACGCCGAAGAGAAUGACACUCAGAUCAUGUUUAACUGUCUUUCCUCUUGUCAGAAUGAGUCUGACAUCGUGUCACUCUUCUCGGAAGUUCAGGGUCCUUGGUCUUUUAUCUAUUACCAAGCAUCUAAUCAUCAUCUGUGGUUUGGUAGGGAUUUUUUUGGUCGCCGGAGCUUGCUGUGGCAUUUUAGUAACUUGGGCAUGAGUUUCUGCCUCUCUUCAGUUGGCUCCCACACAUCGGAAGUGGCCAACCCAUGGCGAGAAGUUCCAGCAUCUGGAAUUUUCAGAAUUGAUCUCAAAUCUACUUCCGUCUGCAAAUCUGUGGUUUUAAAAUUGUAUCCUUGGAGAUCCAUUUCUAAGGAGAACGUUCUCAAAGACUGUGACGAUAGCCUGGCUCAGAUUUCAGCGAGCCUGCCACCGUUUGUAUCCGUGGCAGCAAACGAAGCCAGACUGUGUCUGAAAGAACCUGUCGCUCCUCUGAACGUGCUGCUGCCCCCGGCUCCAGCUGCUGCCCUCCGCGCCGGCACUGCCAGCUGCCCUCCCGCGGGAGACACGCUGCGGGCCCUGCUGACGGACGCGCGCACGCAGGAGGUGGUGGGGCGGUUCCUCGCUGUGCUGAGCAGCGCCGUCAGGCGGCGCGUCCUGUGUCUGCCUCGGGAGGCGGCCCGGCCACCGGGCGCCGUGUUGGGAACUCGUGACCGGAAAGCAAAGGUGGCAGUCCUGUUCUCCGGGGGUGUUGACUCCAUGGUCAUUGCAGCCCUUGCUGACCGUCAUGUUCCUUUAGAUGAGCCCAUUGACCUGCUGAACGUGGCUUUCAUGACGAAAGAAAAGGCCGCCCCGGCCAGUUCCAACAGCAAAGGGAGGAAACAGGGAAACUGCGAAAUGCCGUCUGAGGGAUCGACUCCUGAUGCUGCUGCCGGUCCUGAAAAGGGAGCCGGUGCCCCCGACCGAGCCACGGGCCGAGCGGGCCUGAAGGAGCUGCAGGCCGCCAGCCCGGCCCGGGCCUGGAAUCUGGUCGAAAUUAACGUUUCUCUGGAAGAACUGCAGGAGCUGAGAAGAGCUCGCAUACGCCACCUGGUCCAGCCCUCGGACACGGUGCUGGACGACAGCAUCGGCUGUGCCGUCUGGUUUGCUGCCCGGGGAGCUGGCUGCCUGGUGGCCCCGGAGGACAUGAGGCCGUAUCGGAGCCAGGCAAAGGUCGUGCUGACCGGGAUCGGUGCGGACGAGCAGCUGGCAGGCUACUCCCGCCAUCGUGCCCGCUUUCAGAUGCACGGCCUGGAAGGACUGAACAAGGAGAUUGAGAUGGAACUGGCUCGGAUCUCUUCUAGGAACCUUGGCCGUGAUGACAGAGUGAUUGGCGACCAUGGAAAAGAGGCAAGAUUUCCUUUCCUGGAUGAAAAUGUUGUCUCCUUUCUGAAUUCCCUACCAGUUUGGGAAAAGGCAAACUUGACUUUACCCCGAGGAAUCGGCGAGAAACUGCUUUUGCGUCUUGUAGCCAUGAACCUUGGUCUCACAGCCUCUGCUCUGCUGCCGAAACGGGCCAUGCAGUUUGGGUCCAGAAUUGCAAAACUGGAAAAGAGUAAGGAAAAGGCAUCUGAUAAAUGUGCAAGGCUCCAAGUCACUUCCUUAGAAAACCUUUCUAUUGAGAAGGAGACUGAAGCAUAAUAUUCCACAAUGUAAUAACAUUCACUAAAUGGUGAUACAACAAUAAAACCUGCUUUGUUAUUGUA
This is a messenger RNA of Myotis myotis, 2017 nucleotides long. It is a transcript of the gene ASNSD1, whose product is annotated as asparagine synthetase domain containing 1. NCBI's taxonomy places the organism in Eukaryota, Metazoa, Chordata, Mammalia, Chiroptera, Vespertilionidae. Gene Ontology annotation, molecular function: asparagine synthase (glutamine-hydrolyzing) activity. The coding region runs from base 36 to 1952 and encodes 638 amino acids. The record is from RefSeq and is a predicted model, not a curated record. The transcript is spliced from 3 exons.